This is a messenger RNA of Piliocolobus tephrosceles (Ugandan red Colobus), 2059 nucleotides long. It is a transcript of the gene NBDY, whose product is annotated as negative regulator of P-body association. The transcript has 3 exons. Bases 107 to 313 code for a protein of 68 amino acids. The record is from RefSeq and is a predicted model, not a curated record. Lineage: Eukaryota; Metazoa; Chordata; Mammalia; Primates; Cercopithecidae.
AGGAGGAAGCCAGCUCUGUGCCUGGAGGGGACCCGCCGCCAUCUCAGGUCUCUUGGCUUUGCCAGGGCCCACCGGAGAAAACUGACGCCCCGUUUCUAUAAUCCUUAUGGGAGACCAACCUUGUGCCUCCGGGAGAUCCACUCUCCCACCUGGAAACGCACGGGAAGCCAAGCCUCCAAAAAAGCGCUGCCUCCUCGCUCCGCGUUGGGAUUAUCCGGAAGGAACUCCCAACGGAGGUAGUACCACUCUACCCUCCGCACCUCCUCCUGCAUCAGCCGGCCUGAAGUCGCACCCUCCUCCUCCAGAGAAGUAGAGAAAUAAAUUUCUCCCACUCUAAACCAGUCUUUGAGCGAUUGCAGUAUGACUCCAUUUCCCUGGUGCAUUCAUAUAAUAGUUCACUUGGUGAAAAUAAUGAAGACUAUUUACAAUGCUACCCUGCUUUUUCUGAUGUCCUACACCUGGAAGUUGUGCUUUUUAAGGUACUUCACUCAAGCAGGUGACACCCAAGGGGAGUAGACGGACCAGAAACAAGAGUGCCACAUAGAAGGAAGAGAGGGGACCUUGGACCUUAGCUACUGGUUAGCUAUUCAACUUUGAUGAUAUUCAGCAUUUUCCCAAGUUAUUCUUUCUCACUUCUCAUCACAUAAUUUACAUUAUGUAUACUAUGUGCCGGAGACUGUUAGUGCUUGACAUGUAGUCAGUUAAUUUUCACAACUGUGUAAAGUAGGUUUCUAUCAUUAGCUCUAUCUUAGGGCCAAAGAAAUGGAAGCACAGAGAGGUUAAAUUGUAUUCCUAAAGCACUACACAGUUAGCAAAUAGAUUCAGACCUGUGCAGUCUAACCCAGAAUUAGCUCUGAAUCACUCUACCAUUUUGUCUACAGGACGACAAGCCUGUGUGUUUCAGGCACUCUCAUGGUGAUUUUUCACACAGGACAGCUUUCGAUAAUAGAAAGGCCCUCUCUUUCAAAUGAAAGGACUUCACUGAUGGAUUAACAAAUUCUCACCCAUUCACCUAUGUGAGCAAAAUACUAGAUCUACUUUCUUAGUCUUCAUAACAAGCAGGACGAUAACCAUAAUUUAUAAUGAAUACAAAACAUUGAUUUAGUGUUCAAAGAACUUUUGCACACUUGUUCUCAUUUAGAAGAGUGAAGUAAUCUGGAGACAUAGAAUAGGCAUUCACUUUGGCUUUAGGAAGAACUUUCACAAAAUCAGAGGUUGCCCUACGUAAUACCACACUUUUUACCUUGAGCAGGUGGAUAGCUUGGGGGUUCCAUUAUACCUCAAUCUUAGUCCAUUCUAUUUGUUCCCCUGCCCUUCAGCAAUGCCUUUAGACUUGCUUUAAACAUUAACCGCAUUCGUAAGCAUGGUAUCUAGGGUCAGAACCCAGCCUCCCUCCACCCACCCAGCUCCCUACAUACCUUGACAGUGCUCUUUGAGAUGCCUCAGUUCUAGUCUCCUUGUAAUUGUGCAAGGUAGAUGUCUGAACAAAUAGACCAGAGUCCUGCAAAAGUGAUCUUGAAAUCACAAUUAAAAGAACCUUUGGAGAGAUCUACUCAGGAAAAUUUUCUGAAUAGACAAAUGCUUUUAAAGGGGAUUCUAGACAGUCCAUCUUCUCUGCCUCCUUCUGCAAAGUAGGACUACACUAAAACCUUGUCACAGUGUGACCUGAGCAAAACCAUUAUCAAAUGAUCUAGUCGUCUUGAACCAGACAGAAGAAAAUUGACAUGAUUUCAAGAUAGGUUUAGAAAAAAAAUCUGACUAGCAAAAAAAAAGGGGGGGUGGGAUUCUUAGGGAACUUAAGAGGCUUAGUAUUUUAGCUAAAAUUUAAAGAUGCUCUUUAUGAUACACACAUUUCUCAUUGCUUUACAAAUUUUAAAUGUAACUCAAAUUUGUUUCUCACACCGUUUUGUUAUUUGAGGUGUAAGGCAUUCCUGCCGCACACAGCAAUGACUUGUCCUGGAAAACCAGGGAGGCUGCAGGUCCUACUGUUCCUUCUCUACUAGCUGUGGCUCCAGACUCUCAGCUCCACCAAAGAAAGCAUUUCAGAAUUUAGGAGUGG